CUGAAGUGGCAAUGGGCUGGCCAUAUAGCUCGAAGAACCGACAACCGAUGGGGAGAAAAGUUUCUCGAGUGGCGGCCUCGUACCGGCGGACGAAGUAUAGAGCGUCUCUCCACUAGAUGGUGUGACGACCUGGUAAAACAUGCAGGAAAUCGAUGGAUGCAGGUGGCUCAGAACCGUGCUUCGGUUUCGCGCAAAAACAUAAAAAUCCUAAUACGCGAGCGAAGUCGCGGGAAACAGCUAGUCGGUAAAUAA
Parnassius mnemosyne (clouded apollo) is the source of this 252-nucleotide messenger RNA. The record is from the annotation of a GenBank genome assembly. Lineage: Eukaryota; Metazoa; Arthropoda; Insecta; Lepidoptera; Papilionidae.